Talpa occidentalis (Iberian mole) is the source of this 2319-nucleotide messenger RNA. It is a transcript of the gene HEPHL1, whose product is annotated as hephaestin like 1. Gene Ontology annotation, cellular component: plasma membrane. The record is from RefSeq and is a predicted model, not a curated record. Gene Ontology annotation, biological process: iron ion transport. Gene Ontology annotation, molecular function: copper ion binding; ferroxidase activity. NCBI's taxonomy places the organism in Eukaryota, Metazoa, Chordata, Mammalia, Eulipotyphla, Talpidae. Bases 1 to 2319 code for a protein of 772 amino acids. The transcript has 13 exons.
AUGCCUCGCGCGCGGCUGGCUGCCUGCACCCUGCUCCUGGCUCUCCUGGGGCCGGCGGGGCCGGCGGGCGCAGCCACCAGGACCUACCACAUCGGCAUCGGGGAGGAGUACUGGGACUAUGUGCCCCAAGGCAAGAACGUCAUCACCGGGAGAAGCUUCUCGGAGGACAAACUCGCGACCUUAUUUCUUGAAAGGGGGCCCAACCGGAUAGGCGGCCUCUACAAAAAGGCGGUGUACAGACACUACACCGAUGCCACCUACUCCACGGAGAUCCCCAAGCCCCCCUGGCUCGGGUUUCUGGGCCCCAUCCUGAGGGCGGAGGUGGGGGACGUGAUUGUCAUCCACUUGAAGAACUUCGCUUCCCGGCCCUACUCCCUGCACCCGCACGGCGUCUUCUACAACAAGGACUCGGAAGGAGCCCUGUACCCUGACGGCACGUCUGGAAGGAACAAGGAUGACGACAUGGUCCCCCCCGGCAAAAACUACACGUACGUGUGGCCGGUGAGGGAGGAGUACGCGCCGGCCCCCGCGGACGCCAACUGCCUGACCUGGGUGUACCACUCGCACAUCGACGCCCCCAAGGACAUCUGCUCGGGGCUGAUUGGGCCGCUGCUGGUGUGCAAGGAAGGUGUCCUGAACAAGUACUCGGGGACCAGGACCGACGUGGACCGCGAGUUCGUGAUCAUGUUCACGCUGGUGGACGAGAACCAGAGCUGGUACCUGGACGACAACAUCCGGCACUUCUGCACCGACCCCGCCUCCGUGGACAAGGAGGACCCCGUCUUCCAGAGGAGCAACAAGAUGCACGCCCUCAACGGCUACCUGUUCGGAAACUUCCCCGAGCCCCAGAUGUGCGUCGGCGAGUCGGUGUCCUGGCACCUGUUCGGGAUGGGGAACGAGAUCGACAUCCACUCCAUCUACUUCUACGGCAACACCUUCGUCAGCAGGGGGCACCGCACGGACGUGGUCAACCUGUUCCCCGCCACCUUCCUCACGGCGGAGAUGAUCGUCCAGAACCCUGGGAAGUGGAUGAUCACCUGCCAGGUCAGCGACCACCUGCAAGCGGGCAUGCUGGGCCAGUACAACGUGGGCCACUGCAGAGGCCACGCUUCCCACCCGGCCCUGAAGGGCCAGCAGAGGCACUACUUCAUCGCGGCCGAGAAGGUGCUCUGGGACUACGCCCCUCAGGGCUACAACAAGUUCAGCGGCCUCCCCCUCAACGCGACCGGCAGCGACUCCGAGCUCUACUUCACGCAAGGGGACUCCAGGAUAGGCGGGAGGUACUGGAAGGCCCGGUACACGGAGUACACGGACGCGUCGUUCACGCAAAGAAAGCGCCUCUCGGAGGCGGACGCCCACCUCGGAAUUCUGGGCCCCGUCAUCAGGGCGGAGGUGGGCGACACCCUGCUGGUGACCUUCGCCAACAGGGCGGACAGGGCCUACAGCGUCCUGCCCCACGGCGUGAUGUACGACAAGGCGUCCGAUGCGGCCCCCAACAUGGACGGCUUCCUGAAGCCGGGCGCACACGUGAAGCCAGGGGAGACCUUCGUGUACAGGUGGACGGUGCCCGAGAGCGUGGGCCCCACGGCCGACGACCCCCCAUGCCUGACCUACCUCUACUUCUCGGCGGUCGACCCCAUCAAGGACACCAGCUCCGGCCUGGUGGGGCCCUUGCUGCUCUGCAGGAAGGGGGCGCUCAACGCGGACGGCACGCAGAAGGAGAUAGACAAGGAGUUCCACCUGCUCUUCACAGUCUUCGAUGAGAACCUGAGCCAGUACCUCGAUGAGAACAUCCAGAAGUUCACCCGGCGCCCCCUCAGUGUCGACAAGGAGGACAAGGCCUUCGUGAAGUCCAACCGCAUGCACGCCGUCAACGGCUACAUGUACGGCAACCAGCCUGGCCUCCAGAUGUGCAGGAAUGACAGGGUGUCCUGGCACCUGGUGGGGAUGGGCACCGACACCGACAUGCACGGGGUCUACUUCCAAGGGAACACCCUGCAUCUCCGGGGCACCCACCGCGACAGCCUGGCCCUGUUCCCGCACGUCUCCACCACGGCCUUCAUGCAGCCGGACCGUGCAGGCCUCUUCAGGGUGUUCUGCUCCACCUUGCACCACUUCGCGCGAGGCAUGAACCAGCUCUACGAGGUCACCAGCUGCGGCAACAAGGACCCCCCCGAGCAGCCGUACGGGAUGAUAAGAACCUUUUACAUCGCCGUGGAGGAGGUAGAAUGGGAUUAUGCCCCUAACAAAAACUGGGAGUUCGAAAAGCAGCACUUGGACGCAGGAGGGGAAAGCACCAGCCGCUGCCCCACUGGGUGA